Pelobates cultripes (western spadefoot toad) is the source of this 7238-nucleotide messenger RNA. Lineage: Eukaryota; Metazoa; Chordata; Amphibia; Anura; Pelobatidae. The record is from the annotation of a GenBank genome assembly.
AUGAAUAGCCCCUUGACAUACCGGUAUGAUAAACGAGAAGAGGCAUGGAGAUUCCUUUCUUACAUGUUCGUGCAUGCUGGGUAAGCAUGGCAGCAUAAAUAUUUAUAGUAUCUGUUUUAUAUACUAUGAAAUAAGCACACACCAAAAAUCGUACACAUUUUAUUGUUUACUAUGCAUCAAGCGGUUCAGGACAGUCAUCGGAAACAUCCCCUUGAGGAUCGAUGAUGGUCCUGAACCGUCAUAACGGUCUUGGGGUACUUACCUGAUCGCUGUCGUUCCCCCGGCGGCGAUCAGCGUUUCAUCCAGUCCAGGGAGACUGCCUGUCUGCCCAGACAGUCUCCCCGCGGCAGAUUAGGACCCCCGCGGCCACGUGAUCGCUCAAUCACGUGGCCGCAAUAAGUGCCUGUGUAUCUGCCUGCAGGGGGACUGUCUGUGCUGACAGGCAGUCUCCCUGCAAGUGGAAAAAAUAUAUAUCAUCUAUGUAUAAAUAAAUAAAAAUAAUCCAAAAUAUACAUAUGUACAUAAAUAAUUUCAUAAAUAUACACGUAGACCUCAAAUAUAUAAAUAUGUAUAUAUAUUUAAAUUCUACGUGCAUAUUUAUGUAAUAUUUUUACAUAAUUAAGUAAUUUUAUUAGUUGCAAUUUGAGGGACAUGCCUGAGAACCCAGGCCAAAAGUCCAGAGAAUUUAAUUUGCUAGCACUGUGUUUAACCCUGUAACUUUCUAUGACACCCUAAAACCUGUACAUGGGGGUUACUGUUUUACUCUGGAGACUUUGCUGAACACAAAUAUUGAUCUUUCAAAACAGUAAAACGUAUCAUAGCGAUGAUAUUGUCAGUGAAAGUGAUGUUUUUUGCAUUUUUCACACACAAACGGCACUUUCAGGACACUGAUGAUAUUAUUGCUGUGAUCCGUUUUACUGUUCUGAAACACUAAUGUUUGUGUUCAUUCUGCCGAGUAUAACAGUACCUCACAUGUAGAGGAUUUAUAGUGUUUUUGAAAGUUACAGGGUCAAAUAUAGGGCUUGAUUAGAGUUUUUUUUUUUUUUUUAAAUUUGUCAGAGCGUAUGGUAGCCCAGGAAUGAGAAUUACCCCCAUGAUGGCAUACCAUUUGCAAAAGAAGACAACCCAAGGUAUUGCAAAUGGGGUAUGUUCAGCCUUUUUUAGUAGCCACUUAGUCACAAACACUGGCCAAAGCUAGCGUUUAUUUGCAUUUUUAACACGCAAACAAAUAUAAAUGCUAACUUUGGCCAGUGUUUGUGACUAAGUGGCUACUAUAAAAGACUGGACAUACCCCAUAUUGAAUACCCUGGGUUGUCUACUUUAAAAAAAUAUGUACAUGUGAGGUGUGAUUCAGGGAUUUAUGACCGAUAACAGUUUUACAAUGUCACUAUUGAUAAUUUUAAAAAAUAUAUUGAAACAGGAAUGUCCUACUUGUACUUAUAGCCCUAUAACUUGCAAAAAAAAAAAAGCAUGUAAACACUGGGUGUUUUUAAACUCAGGACAAAACUUUGAAUCUGUUUAGCAGUUUUUUUCAUAAGCUUUUGUAGAUAAGUAAAAGAUUUUUCAAGUAAAAGUCCAAAAACGUGUCUCUUUAUUUUUUAAAAAUUUUCACCAUAUAUAUAUAUAUUUUUUUUUAAAAGUCAAAUAUAUGACAUGAUACAAAUAAUGGUAUGUAAAGAAAGCCCUUCUUGACCUGCAAAAAACAAUAUAUAACUUGUAUGGGAACAGUAAAUGAGAGAGCGGAAAAUUAGAGCUAAACACAAACACCACAAAAGUGUUAAAACAGCUCUGGUCCUUAACGUACAACAUCGCAAAAACAGGCCGGUCCUUAAGGGGUUAAAGGAACACUAUAGAGUUCUGAUUACAGGUAUGUAUUUCUAACAAUACAAAAUACAAUACAAGUUGCGCCAAGUGAAUCCAAUAAGUCCAAAAAAAUGCUUGAGAUAGUCUUGGUUGGUAACAAUCUGGACUUUAGAUGCUUAUAUAUAAAAACAGAAAAUAACCACUAAUUGUGCUAGGUGUAAGACACAAAACUGAGAUAAUUGGGCUAGCAAUCACAUUUAAUAGGGCUAUAGACCAGCUCUGGGUAAAACAGCAGUACAAUCCCCACUGAUGGAUAUGUAGUUCUAUGGAUCAGUCUCACAGCAUACAUAUGAAUAUAUACAAUCAAAUUUAAAAGCAAACAAUAGUACUUUCUUUGUUAAAAUCUAUUAAAAAAUUAAAAAUAGAGCAAUGCACACUGCUCAAGUAUUUGCGCUUGGGUGGUAUGAUCCCCACCAGGGAUAUGAUGUUGAGUAAGCUGUCCAAAGGAUAAUUCUCACCAGGGAUAAGGUGCAGUAGUUUUUUUUUUUAAAGAUAAUAGGUGUGCCAGGAACAAUAAAAAGCUAAAACUGCUUAAAAGCAUAAAACGUGUAAUAAAUUGUUAAACACACUGGGAAAGGUGAAUAGCAAAUAUAAUGCUUAAAAAGAGUAAAGAAACACAACGCAUUUUGCCAAAAAGGCUUCUUCACUUAUAUAUUUUCCUAACAUUUAUAGCAUUCUCCUCAAUGUUUAGAUUUUUGGGCUGCUGUUGCAAGGCGGAUAGUCGCACUAACUGAGCUCUGUGAUUAAGAGAUUAUUUUACUUUUCUUUUCUUUUGCUCUAGAACAUGGUUUGGACUGUUGUUGUUGCACAUAUGGGUCUGUGGGAGCAAUAUAGGUUGUAAGAUCAAAAGCCUGAAAAGCAACGGUAAGCAUAAACAUCAGACCACUUCUGCAGCAAGCUCAUGGCAUGACUGGGCCCAAGCUAACCUCCCAUCUAGAGGACAACUCUGAAUUAUCUGAUGACCUGUCCCUUGGGACUAAAGAAGACAACAUAACUGCCAUAAUGACUUUAGUACCGGCACCUUUUGGUCCAGAUGACACACCAAUGACAAUAGCAGUUGUAAAGGAACUUUUUGCGGACCUCCAGAAAAAAUAUAUUUUAAUUGAUGUGGCAACACUUUGAUUUGAUUUGCAAGGCUUAACGGGCCGAUUUGAAAACUACCUUCCUUGACUGUACACACCAAUUUAACUCACCUCAACAAUGCUACAGGAGCUACAGCAACAACAUGAAACUAAUGAAAGGCACUUUGCAGCACUGGAGGAUAUGUGGCGAAGGAAUAACUUAAAUAUACAGGGCAUCUCGGAGGAUAUUACAGCUUCAGAACUGUAUCUAUUACAAUGCAUCCUAGGACUCUUUUGACUCCCUAAAUUACCCAGGGCUCCAGCUGCAGUGCCAAGGCAGAGAUAAAGCCAGAGUUUUGGCGGCCAUCAAGAAGCAAACUCCCUAUACCUUUGAAUCAAUGUGAGGUAUAUUUUAUGCAGACUUCUCUGGAGGUACACUAGUGUGGUGACAGUCACUUCUGCCAUUCACAUCCCUGUUCAGAAAACACAACAUUCAAUGUCAAUGGCAAAUGUGUCGCACACUUCUGGUCCAUAACGGUGGCACCAAGCAUGCAGUUCAAGAUGUCCAAGGAGAAAUAGCCCUAUUAGCAACACUGGGACUUCCUCAGGACUCCCUUAACUAUAACUGGAACUGAGCAGUCAAUUGUGUACCCCAAUAAUGGGAUCUGGUGAAUGUAGCCAUGUUUACCUCAAGACAGUCCACACGCGACUCUCAUGCUGCAGUUACAACUAACACAAUGCCCUAGCUUAAUGUGGCAUUAACAAGUUUGAUUAAUGUUUUUUGUUUCAAUGUAUUAGUCUUUAAUUAGUGUGCUUUUCCAAUCCAUCCCUUGCCCUCAGAUCGAUUGGUUUAAAUACCAAAUGUAUAGCCCCCCCGCCCCCAGCACCCACCUUGAAGUAUUACUAAUAGGUAACCAUAUAGAGUAUCACUAUAGUAAGACGUAAAAUUUAGGUUCUCCUCAGUCGAUGCUUUAUCAUCUAGUGAUGUAUCUAAUGUUCUUUUUAGGUCAAUGAGAUAUGCUGUGUUUAUGGUAUUGAAUUUAUUCAGAGUUGAUGCAUAUGUACAUUGUACCAUUUAAAGGGAUGCAUAUUAGAACUAAAACCUAAUUUUUAUAGGACUAAUUUUUAAAGACUUGUACAAUGCAACUUCAGAUACCUUGUAUGCUUGCGCAAUAUUGUAUUGUAUUAUUGUUUAUAUGUAUUGGUACAUCCUGUCUAUGAUCUGAACUAAAAAUAAAAAUAUAUAAUUUUUUUUUUUUUUUUAUUCUUUUAUUUUUGGCGUGUCGUUGCAAUACAUUCUGGUGGGAAUAGCUGUAUAGCAUAGUACAUACAUGGCACAAUCGAGUAUAAGAAUACAUUGUGUAGUGCGGUUCGUACCUUAUUGUCUACAUUGUCACAAGCUGAAAUGUACUGUUAUUGAUGACACUUUUUGACAUUGUCACAUUAUCACAUUAAACCAUUAACCAGUUAACUGCGCGGAGGAGCGGGGGCCCCGGCCCGACGCCUCGUUGAUUUUUGUCGCUUUCAGCUUGUGGUGAAUGCGUUCAACACGAGGCCCCAGCCCCCCGACGGCAUGAGAGAAAAGAGAGUAGUGGAUAGGGGGGGGGUAGGGGGGGAAGAGGGAGAUCAGAGACCGGAGUUUCGCCCAGAUCACGCCCAGGGUUGACCAGGGGCGGCGCUGCCCUCUGCCUCGCUCUAGUUUCAUUCGUCUCUAUGCGUGGCCUUCCAGGGUUCCCACACCCUUUCAUAUGCUUUCAUGGUACCUCUCACCAGUGCCGUGAGAUGGUCCAUGACUUGGAUGUUUCUUAUUUUGUGUUUCACCAUACAGAUCUGUGGGAUGUCUGGUUUAAGCCAUGCCUGUACCAUAGUGAGCCUAGCUGCCAGGGUGAUUUUACGUAGGAAUUUUUGCUCCCAUCCUUUCCAGUCUGCCAUUGGUCUGGAUAACAGGCACACCCAUGGGUCUAUGCCUAAAAUAUAUAAUUUUUACUUGCUCCUUGUGUCUGUGAAAAUGACAUUGCUGCUGUUGAUCUCAGCACUCUGCUCAAUGAGCAGCAUUUCAUUGAAUAAUGAAGUAAAGGAUGGUCCACAGGGGUAGGUGGGGUGGCGCCACCCAGUUUUUGUUGACAACAUAAAAAAUGAAAUCUAUUUUCAUUGUAAGGACUGCUGAUAAGUGUAAGUUAGAAAAAUGUCUGCCAUGAUUAUACCAGCAGUUUCUUUUAUCCCUAUUAUUGAUGACUGGAGAUGCAGCUGGUUUCAAACAGGACAUGGCAUUUCAUGUGGUUAUACAGAGCCCAACAUGUCAGGGGGGCAACACCUCUCCAUUUUAAAUUUUUUUUAAAAUGUCAGCUGCCUUUUAUUGCACCCACAGUGCCUCUAGUGGUCAUUUAAAAGCAAACCGUCACUUCUAUUAAAAUUACACAAUUGAAAAAAACUUUGAAAAUCAAUUUAUAAAUGGUGUUCAUUUUUUUUUUUGUGAUUCUAUUUUUAUUCAUAAGCUUUAUUAUUUUAUCGUUAUUUUUUUACUUUAUCUUUCACAGUAUCAAUAGUAUCAAGAAAUUAGCGCAUUAUUUUACAAUCUCAUAAACCAGUCCACGCACUGACUGGUUUUGGCUAUGCAAGUACCUGCUGAGCUUAAUGAUUAGUUCCUGGCCCUUCUUCAAUCCAGUCAGUACUGAUCAAAAUAUAGUAUAUGCAGUGUGCUAUUGUGUGUGUGUGUCCUCAGAAAACUGGAGGUCCAAUAAAAACCAGAUUAUGUGUAUUCAGUGUUUAUUGUAACACAGUGAUACUAGUUGUAUAAUAACAUUUUGAUUAUUGAUGUUACAUUAUAACAUGCUCAUGUUCUAUAAGCAAGUAUAUUGAUACAAUGUUCUCUUAUUUACCAUCUACAGAGUUCAACACAUUAUUGGGAACCUUUUUCUCCAACUUCUUAUUGGAAUCCCCUUAGAACUGGUUCAUAAAGGACAUCGUGUAGGUCUAGUAUACCUGGCAGGAGUCAUUGGAGGUCAGUACUCUUCCUGUGGCCUGUAUUCUUGCUCCUCAUUAUGUGUCUGUUAAAAUGUGUUGCUUCACAAAAUCCAGAGAACUCCUAGGUCUCCACAGUAUUCUAUAUUUUGAAAAAUAGUUUUACUACAUGACUUCCCUAAUCUCAGGUAAAAUUAUAAAAAAACAACUCAUCAGCACUUUAUGAAGGAGAAACAAUCCCACAGAUUAAAUUAUUGUGUAGGAGGAAUUGUUGAAUAUAUGAUUCAUAUUCAUUUGUCCCCCCCAAAUGGAAAGAAAUAAUCUGUGCUAUAAAAUAUUUAAAGGUUCCUAUUUGAAUCAUUAGUUAUACAUAGCAUAUCAGAUAAAAAAAGAUGCACGAGUAACGUUUUUCCUAAUUUUUGGCUUAUCACUAGGAUCCCUGGCCAGUUCCAUUUUUGACCCUCGUAAAAAUCUGGUUGGUGCUUCUGGUGGUGUCUAUGCUUUAAUAGGUGGUUAUUUUAUGAACGUGAUAGUGGUGAGUAUAUUUUUCUGCUACUCAUAAUGGAGACACAGAGACAGAUUAUUUUGAUUAAUUGAUUAAACUUUCCACACACGUAGACAGACUUUGUCACAAAGCCUUCCUUGAAUAACAGACAACACUCCUGUUCAGGUGGCAAGCAUAUCCCCAAAAUACUUUAUUUACCACAAGGACUAGCCUCCAGCACACAUAAUUCACAUUAUCGUGAGACAUGCAAACAGAAGCAAAUCUAUGCACAUUCCCUAGCUUAAACCUAUUCACAAGAAUUAUAAUAGAGAAGGAAGUGACACUCUCAGAAAACCUUCCUGUUACUAUAAGUGUUUAUUUAGGUUGUUUACAAGCUAUAAAUAUGCUUUGCUCACUGACUUAGGAGGCAUGAACCUUUUUGUUCUUUUGAACAUUGAUACAGUUAUUUAUCUCACAUUGUCAGUCUGUACUUCAUCUUUGAAGAAAAAUGUUUGUAUAGUCCUCACAUGUAUGUCAAACUCUAAACCCAACAGGAACACACCCAACACGAGUGAUGGAGGUCACACCCUGCAUCCCAUCAUUUCACAUUCUAAUUAAUAGGUGGCUCUAACUGCUUCUACUGUUUGGGUUCGGUGCAUGCUGAAGCCAGUUUGAAAUAUAAAAACAAAUGGGCAUUCGCGAAAAUAUAUACUUUUUUUUCCCCAAAAAAUUUAAAACUACGUUCGCAUCAGCACACUAAUUCCACAUACAACAAGUGAAGAAAACUGUGAAGUAAUCUAAUAGUUGAUUUUACUUAAUGUUUGUACCUAAGAGUUUGUCUCUUUUUGUUACUACAGACACAUCAAUAA